UAAAUAUUCAACAGACAGGGGCUUACUGCUGACCAACUGUUAUAGAUGGAUGCAACAAUAACACUUCAAAUACGUGAAUUUUAAAAAGACGUAAUACAUUUUGAAAAUAAAGUAUAGGGGGUCUCAAAGGCGCCCACAAUCUUUGUGUUUUAUUUACAUCCGCACAAAGCAGCCUUCACAAUACAGAGACAUUUGAAACAUUAUGCAAAUAACGUGGAGUCCACAGCACCUGUGGCAUAGGUUUUAGAAAAUGGACACACACGCACACGCACAUGCACGCGCCCACACACGGCGCACCCCCGCAGCCAGCCCACUCUUUGAUGAGGAUGCAAAGGGUCCGAACUUUGCGGGGAUAAGCGUUGAUCAAUGCUCGCGAAUGGAUUAUCGACGGGGCGGUAAGUGCAAAGCGGGCCAUGCCUUCCUGGCAUGAAUUAACAUUUCAACCAUUCCCGUAAAAGCGUCGGGAAUGCAGAGAGACGCCACAGCGGCGCGAACCGCCGCCGAACCGGCCGAUGAGAAGGACCGGCUGACGAUGGCCGACGCCGACCGGGGUGCUCCCGGACCAGACGGAGGAUGAGGUCGGCUGCCAGCGGAGAGGGAUUGAGAGCGGCAGCAGAGGUGGAAUAUAAUGAAGUUGAGUGGGAAAGGACUCUGCGCCGUCCUGUCCAGCACCCUCCUCUUCGCGUGCGCCCUCUGCGAAUUUGUGCUCGGAUUAAGAUGCGUCUCGCUGGGCUCCAGAGUCAGGGAACACUUUCACCUCGGCGCUGCAGCCGGAGCCUUCUACUCCGGGCUGCUCCUCGGGAGCGGCCAGGUCCUCCUGGGCGCCGCGCUGCUCUGUUGCACGGGGAAGCCGCGCGGCCGGAAUUUGGUCCUCUUCGGGGUUGUGAUCUUCCUUCUGGGGGUCCUCACAGCCUUCUCCGGAGCCGUGGUGGACGGGGACACCGCUUCCCUGGUAGAGAGGAAGUAUUCCCACUACUGUGUCCUUUCGGGCCAGGUGAGCCGCGCCUGCGAGGAGCUGAGGGAGUACCAGAGAAGUUUGGUCAUCUCCUCGGUGCUCAGCACGCUCGAGUGCCUCCUGGCUCUCGCCAACCUGGUGCUCAUCCAAAGGUACAAAGCGGCUCAGUUCUCCAGGAACAGGCAAGUUCAGAGGCACAGCUCCGGGCCCAUCAUCUUCAGCGAGGAGCGGGACUCAGCGGACUUUCAGCCUGUGUCUUAUAUCAAUUUAGCCGUUUUGAGCGUGUUGGACGAGAGCGGCGGCGCGGAAGUCCAGCGCGGAGGGCACCCUUCCAUCGAGCUGCCGGGAUACUCUCCCGCAGACCCGGAGCUCAACCACAGCUUCCCCUUCUCCUACCCGCUGCCCAGUGAAAUGCCGCCGGCUUAUGAGGACAUCUUCCCCGCAGAGGCACGCAACACAUAGCCGAGCCGCUGUGGAACAACCACCGGAGGGGACAUUUUCUUCCAGUUGCCUGCUACACUUUGCAUUCACAUCGCCGUCACACUAUUGACGAGCAACAGGCUAAAAUAAGGCAAUGCAGGCACAUUAAGACCAGCAGCUUGCACUUCAGUUUGUGUUGGAAUAUUUGCUGUUCAGAUUUAUAUUCGUGAAUAAAAAGUAUAUUUAACCUCAUAUCGUGCACACUGAACUUUCCAAAAACACAUUAUUGACAUUAUUAUUAGUUUUAAUUUGAGUUUUUAACAUGCAGCACUGUGGUCAAAUCAGCUGCUUUUUUCUUUUUGUUGUUGUUGCAGGAAUGUAGUAGGGAUGGAGAACUUUAAAUACUGGCAAAAGUACCCCUUUACAUGAAAGAACAAAAACUAAAAAUAAGUACAUUUUAUACGCAAAAAAUCAAUUAUGAUGUUGUUCAUCAGCUGGAACUGAGGCCUUUGUCAAAUUGGAUGGAAUUCUGAACAUUUCCAAUAACCCGAUAGCAUUACAACAGAAAAGUCAGGAGAAGUCUACUAGAACAUCUGAAUUUAUUGAUGGUGAAAGAAAGAAAGAAAGAAAGAAAGAAAGAAAGAAAGAAAGAAAGAAAGAAAGAAAGAAAGAAAGAAAGAAAGGUGUCAUUUUAACAGGGGUAUGUAGACUUCUUAUAAACCCGUCUAAAAGAACUAUGCUUUCAAAAGGCCUCAGACUGUUUUGUUGCUUUGACGAGGAAUUUCAAGAAGUAUUUAGUCAUAAGUCAUAACGCUCAUCCUUUUAUGCUCACUACAUGGCGAUCCGUCUGCCAGAUAAAUGAAAGAAAAAUCUCUUUUUCCCAAUGUUAAAAAAAAA
Messenger RNA from Syngnathus acus (greater pipefish), 2272 nucleotides. RefSeq names its product transmembrane protein 271-like. The record is from RefSeq and is a predicted model, not a curated record. Lineage: Eukaryota; Metazoa; Chordata; Actinopteri; Syngnathiformes; Syngnathidae. The transcript has a single exon. Bases 629 to 1417 code for a protein of 262 amino acids.